Molecule: messenger RNA, 1542 nt
Organism: Saprolegnia diclina VS20
Lineage: Eukaryota; Oomycota; Saprolegniomycetes; Saprolegniales; Saprolegniaceae
Exons: 1
Coding region: 117-1454 (445 amino acids)
Source: RefSeq, a predicted model, not a curated record
CCGCGAUGAUACUGCGCGGCUUUGGACCUUAGUUUUAAAUAAGAGGCUUGACACGCAAGCGAUCUCGUGCUACACCCUUGGUAUCGACGCCCGUGCAAGCACCAAAACCACAGAGCAUGAGCACUGCGACGACGACGACGACGACGGCGACGGCCCACGAGGUGCUGGCGCCCACGGCCGUGCCACUGCCGGCCAAGGAAGUGCCCACGGAAGUUCCGGCAGCUGCCGCGCCCGAUGCAUCGCCGACCGAGACUGUGACCACAGACGACGCCGAGGCCCCGAAGAAGGAUAAGCUGCGCUGGGGCAAGUGGACGCGCGAAGAAGAGGCGUACACAACGCGGCUCAUUGGCGACUUCACCGCUGGCCUUCUCACAGACGUGACGAACGGCACGACGAUGCGCAGCUGGCUCAGCGCCAAGUUGCGCUGCUGCCCGAUGCGCAUUAGCAAAAAGUUUGUCGGCGAGCAGAGCAUUGGCAAGCGCAUGUUUGAGCGCAACGAGUCGCGCAUCAACGACAUGAGCGACGACGAGAAGCUCCGCCGCGCUGCCGAGAUUGAGAAGCUCCACGACGACUUUUGCGAGAGCUGGAUCCGCGAAGAGAAGGAACGCCUCGAGAACAAGGCCAACGGCACGCGCAAGCGCAAGCGCAACAAGAAGAAGGACGCGAACGGGCUCCCGAUCCCGCCCGUCAAGAAACAGCAUACGGCAUCGACCACGCCAUUCCACGGCUUCAAGCCGUCGCUCAUGGGCACCCUCAAGUCGUCCAUGUCGUCGCCCAACAGCCAUCACUUUAUGCAUGCAUCAAGCCUCUCGUCCAUGCUGCACCGCCCGCCCAUGAUCAAGACGUCGGCGGUGCGCCCCCCUUUCAAUGUCGUCGCCAAGUCGUCGCAGUGCACAACGAUGCCCAAGAAGGUCUUGUCGCCGUCCGCGGUCAAGACCGAGGCCAAGCCGGCGCUCACGAUCAAGACCAGUGUCAAGCCGUAUGUGGCCAUGACGCCGCGGGGCCCUGUGAAGCGCACCAACAGCGUGCCCUCGAUGACCAAGCCAACGCAAGCACCGUCGUUGACACCAACGAAGAAGGCGACGGCGCAUGCAUCGACCCAGAUCCAGGAGCUGCAACUGCAACUGGCCUCGCGGGCCAAGAGCUUGAGCUUCGACAUGGCGGACCCGCUCAAGGACGACGACAACACGUUCGACCGGGACUUUCGCGAGCUCGACUUUAUGAGCGACUGCUGGAUCCCCGAGGCGCUCGGCGACGUCUCGUCGUUCGACCCAUUUGGCUUUCACGACGCCAACGCGCUGCACGCACCGCUCAAGGAAGAGGAGCUGGACGCAGCGCUCUCGCCGACGUCGGUCAUGGACCUCUACCACGUCGACUCGAUGUGGCCGCUCUCGUCCGCGGACGCACCCACCGCCGACGUCUUCCUCGCGCCGCUGUACGACUGCCUCUUUUAGGCGCGGCCUUAUUUAUGCUUGCCGAUCCGCCCUAAUUUCUUAGAGUCGAAUGGCGUGAUUCAAAUGCAAUGCAAUUUUUUUAUUUACA